Stomoxys calcitrans (stable fly) is the source of this 3587-nucleotide messenger RNA. Its product is annotated as homeobox protein 2. The record is from RefSeq and is a predicted model, not a curated record. The transcript has 4 exons. Bases 132 to 3500 code for a protein of 1122 amino acids. Lineage: Eukaryota; Metazoa; Arthropoda; Insecta; Diptera; Muscidae.
CACUCAAUGUGCCUUGGCAGACAUCUGUGUUAUGUCAAGGAACCAGCAGCAAAUAGUAAUUUUCAUUGGAAGUAAUUUAAUUUUUUCCAAUUGUUAGCUGCUAAGUUCAAUGUUUUAAACUUUUGUUAAAAAUGAGUGGGCGUCACAAUAGUUCAGAGCAUGCAAGAAAUUACAAGGAUAGAGGAUAUCGUCGUGAUAGGCCUGAUCGCAACGAUAGUUUGGAAAAAUACGACAGCGGCUGGACAAAGGAAGGGAAAAAGUCACCGCCAUACCCUAGAAGUAAAGAUUUAGCUACAGGCUCUCCCAAAACAUCACAUAAACGGAAGGCAUAUGGAGAAUAUCACCAGGACACAUUAACAAAACGGCCACGUAUUGAUGCAACCUAUGACCAGCAAAAGAACUUCAAGGACUAUAGACGAACUGAAUCCAAUAAAUUUCAACAUCAAAACAAUAACUUACGCAAGGAAUCUGAACAUGUAUUUGAAAAUGCCAAGAGGGAGGAGGCGUCUAAUCUGCAUCAGUCUACCACAGUUAGUGGUGCGGUUGUUAAAACAUCUAAUAUACCAUCACCAUAUGCACAUUUGCCACCAUCACCACCGAGACUGGUUAAACCUGUCAAAAAAGUGAAUAUGCGUUCGAGGGAAAAUAUGGAAACUUAUUUGCAUAACAAAGAAGAAUGUGGAUUUGUGACUGUAAAUGCAUCCAAAAAUGGCCAAGGAAGUGAAGAUAAUACCAACAAAACAGAUUCUGAUACUCUGACAAAUAGUAAUAAAGAUUCUCAAGACUACUCAACGAGUCUUUUGAAACCUAAAGCCUCAUCCGAAGUUAGUGCAGAAAACAAAAAUCAAUAUGAAAAUGCUAACACAAAAUUGGACAACAAUAAUAUUGACAAAAUUAAGCUCAAAUUGUUAAAUUGCAAUGAGCACAAUCAUACAACGAUUCAAAAUAGCAACAACUCCCAGUUAUUUCCCAUAAACCUCAACCCACAACCAAUGGGACCCACAAUAGAUGGAACUUAUUUCAACUUAACCAACUUGAAGAAAACGCGACGAAGUCGGUUUGAUCAACAACCACCGUUACUGUUAACAAAAGACGCUCAAUUCAAACCCCCUAAGCAACCAAUUGCAAGUCCUAUUGAUUGUGCUGAAAGCAAAAAUAAUAACAUACAACUGUCAUACAAGUGUUCAAACACCAGAUCUGAAGAACCUUCCAAAAAUUCUUCUGAAUACCCAGGGAUCAUUAAUGAUUCUAUUGAUAAAUAUGAUGGCAGGACCGCACAAUCAUUUAACACAAAUACCGGUCUAAUACCAAGCAAUAAUACCUAUUGCCAUAAUAUGGACUGGAGAUACACAACAGCCGAUAGUUCCAUUUCUCAACAAGGCACAAACCAUUUUAAACAGCCUCAGUAUCAAUCUUAUUUUAGUAAUGCCGAGAUUUUUGGCAAAAAUGCAAAUGGCUCCAGCACAGCCACCUUUUCUUUGGACUAUGGAAUACAAAAUACUAAAGAAAUGCCUUCUCCUUUGAUGGAAAAUGAUGGUAAAAGCAGAAAUGUUGUAAAUUUUGCACACCAUGGCAAUAUAUCAAGCUUCAAAAGUCUACAGGAAAAUAGCCCGGCUUUAACAAAACCACAGUUUGAUACUCCAGGAUAUUUAACCAAAAUCAAUAAUCCAACUAUUAAUCGGGACAAUAAUGGGACUGGUUUCAUACAAAAAGAUUGGAAUACAAAUGCUUCAAUUCGAACCAAUAAACCUCUUGAAAGUAGUUUUAACCUCAAUCCCAAGGAUUUUAAAAGUGAAAAUGCACCAAAAACCUAUCAGACAUUAGAAAGCGAUAGGAGCUUUCCCUUUAAAGAACUCUCUUCAGAAAAUUGCCAAAAACACACAAUAGGGCAGGGUGGACUAAAUGCCCAUAAAACCUUUGAAGCGAACAGCAAUAGAAAUGCUCAACAUUUCAGUAGUUACUCCCAGCAUCCUGCAAGCUUGGCAAAUAGCUAUGGGGCAUUGGGUCAAAAUAUACAAUUUGGCAUGAGAAGGCAUUCAAAUGUUAAUUUUUGUCAACAACGCAGAGAUGCGCAUUUUAAUCGACCCUACUUUUGCAAUCGUCCCGCAACGGCCAAGGAAAAUAAUCACUUCAAUGUCCAGCAGUUGCCCAAUGACCAAGCACUCGCAAGUAGCAGUGGUUUCCAAAUAAAUCCCAGAUUUAUACGUGGCAUAGGGUCUGGCAGCCAAAAUUUUUAUGAAGACAUUAAUCCAGCUCCACCAGUGGAAGAAAAGCAAAACAAUUUCAAAAACUUACAAGUAGCAACACAUAUUAACUCCCAGCAAGCAUCACUAAACCAAAACCAUUUUACAUUGCCAGGUGAAAAAAGAAAUUUGCGACAAUUUGGUACCAAAAAGCAAUCAAGAUAUGUUUCCAAUAGCGGGCCACAAGUAAGCUCAAACAAUUAUACUAUACAAGGAAAUAAAAAAUACAGAACCCCUAAAGAAGAUAAACGUUUCAGGGGUAAACAUAAUAAUAUGGCAAAUAAUAGAAUAUAUGCAUUUGGUGGCAAUGCUAUGGACAACUCCAAUCAACAAGCAAAUUUGUAUGUUAAAAAUCAGUCCUUGAGGUUCGAUUUCAAAAAACAUUCAAAUGAUAUUAACAAUGGUAAGACUACAACUAAAGGGCGCUUUAUGCAGAAAUUUAUGAAAAGACUGCCAAAACCAAAGGAUAAACCACUUAUCAAAAGUACAAAUAAACUUUCCACCAACCUAAAGGAAAAGAAAACUAAGAAAAAUGUAAAAAGGAAACUCACAGACGCAUCUAAAAACACCGAGUUUCAAAACAAUACCAAGAUCGAGGCCAAAGAACAUUUGGACAUUAAUAAAGAGCUGUAUGGUGAUUUCCAACCCAUAGCUGUGGGUUUAAAAAAACCCCAAAAGGGUCAUUUGAAACCAGAACCGGAGAUAUACUGGAGGCAAUGGUGGUCCCUUUAUGGUCAUGUGGAAAAAACACUAUCACCGCCACCUCUACAAAAUGAUGAUGCCAUUAAAUCCUACUUUAGUUUUACUCCCUCGACUACAGACAGUCAACUGCGUAAACGUAAACGCAUUCUCUUGGUUAUGGGUGUAGCCAAGAUUAUGCGUCAUAUUCGCCUUAACGAAAAAGAUUACGCCUUUCGUGAUAUUUUUAGCGUACUAAAGUAUAAGCAUCAACUCGAAAAUCCACAAUUUCAAAAAUUGCUUUCGCCCAAAGAAUUGGAAAAAGUUGAAAUGGUAUUAAAAAAUGCCCGCAAAAAAACACGGCGUGCCUUUUUCUAUCAGAGCAUGAUGUGCCGAUGGCAUUUUUCAAUGGACAUCAUAAAGCGUUCUGAGAAUGGUGAAGCUGUGAAAUCUGGACAUGCCCGCAAAUUGCUAAGCAAUAACGUUUUCCAUUAUUUGGUUUGGGAGUCAACGAAAGAACUUAAGAAAUUAAUCACAGAGGACUGGCCGGGCUUUGAGGAAUUUUAUAAAACUCUAUAAACUAUUUUAAUAACUAAUGAUAUAUUUAACUUUGAAACCUUUGUGCCAUACAUGUAAAUAUGCAUGAAUAAAUAAUAUUAACACAUA